AUGCAUUCUCUUCAAUCCUUUUUCCCAAUCCCAUACUCUCUCUCUCUCUCUCUCUCUCUCUCUCUCUCUCUCUCUCUCUCUAUUAUUCUUUCUCUCUCACUAUUUCUCUUUCUUUAUUUACAUCUCUUUGUCCUUCACUCUGUUUUCUCUCUCUUUCUUUCUCUCUUUAUUUUCUAUACUAAAGUCUUUGUUCUCUUUUUUUUCUCUUUUUUAUUUUUUAUAUCUAUUCUUUUCCUUGAACUAUUUUUCUUUCAUCUUUUACUUAAUUCUCUGAAUUUCUUCACUGUCCUCAGUUUGUUCUUUUUGGUUCACCCUUCUAUUUCUUUCUUUCUUUCUUUCUUUCUUUCAUUUUUUUUUUUCUUUCUUUCAUUUUUUUCUUUUUUUUUCUUUUUUUUUAAUUUUUUCUUUUUUUUAUUUUUUAUAGCUAUUUUAUUCCUUCAAACAUUUUUCUUUCAUCUUUUUCUUCAUUCUCUUAAUUUCUUCCCUGUUCUCUCUUUGUUCUUCAUGUUGGUUUUCCCUUCCAUUUCUUUGUUUCUUUCAUUUUUUUCUUUGCUUCUUUUAUUUUUUUAUAGCUAUUUUUUCCUUGAAAUAUUUCUCUUUCAUCUUUUUCUUCACUCUCUUAAUUUCUUCCCUUUUCUCUCUUUGUUCUUCAUGUUGGUUUUCCCUUCCAUUUCUUUGUUUCUUUCAUUUUUUCUUUGCUUCUUUUAUUUUUUUAUAGCUAUUUUUUCCUUGAAAUAUUUCUCUUUCAUCUUUUUCUUCACUCUCUUAAUUUCUUCCCUUUUCUCUCUUUGUUCUUCAUGUUGGUUUUCCCUUCCAUUUCUUUGUUUUUUCAUUUUUUUUUUUGCUUCUUUUAUUUUUUUUUAUAGCUAUUUUUUCUUUGAAAUAUUUCUCUUUCAUCUUUUUCUUCACUCUUUAAUUUCUUCCUUUUCUCUCUUUGUUCUUCAUGUUGGUUUUCCCUUCCAUUUCUUUGUUUCUUUCAUUUUUUUCUUUGCUUCUUUUAUUUUUUUAUAG
Messenger RNA from Acanthosepion pharaonis, 1011 nucleotides. Lineage: Eukaryota; Metazoa; Mollusca; Cephalopoda; Sepiida; Sepiidae. The record is from the annotation of a GenBank genome assembly.